GUUGUUUUUUUGUGCAUGUCACCAUGUAUACCCUACAUUCAGCAUGGGAAGCACAGAUUCCGAAGUCCGACAUGCAUUCUACACUCUCUUCGAGCAGGAUAACACAUAAUCUCCUCUCCGGAUGAUCCAAUCCCUCUCCGCAUUCUAAACCUCGGCUCAAUCCAUACCUUACAUUCGCAAUCUCCACGCGAAGCAACACAACCUCCUCGCGUCAUUUAAACAUCUUCCACCCAUACACCUCUAUCUCCAGAACCCACUGUCUCCGUCCCUUCGUAAAACACGCCCAAAUUCACAAUGGCCUCGGAAAGUCCCAUCCAGAUCGAAUACCGCGGCAAAACCGCAAUCAUCACGCUCAAUGCCCCCAAAAAGCUCAACGCCCUCAGCGCAAACGACUAUUACCAGCUUGCCUCUGCUAUGAACGAGGUUGCAGCACGCGAUGACAUCUAUAUCACCGUCCUAACUGGCAAAGGUCGCUUCUUCAGCGCAGGCGCAGACGUAGCCUUUGGCUCGCAAACAGACGCUUCAUCACUGGACGAGCAACACAUGUAUCUCCGAAGUUUUGUCGCGAACAACCUCUUCAUAACCCACGCCUUCUACACCCACCCUAAAGUCCUCAUUACCGCCCUCAACGGCCCCGCAGUCGGCCUCUCCGCAGCCCUGAUCGGCUUCUCAGACUUCAUCUACAGCGCCCCGCACUCCUUCCUCCUCACCCCCUUCUCCUCCCUCGGUCUCGUGACAGAAGGCAAUUCCUCCAUCGGCUUCGUGCAACGCCUCGGUCUCGCAAAAGCGAAUGAAGCCUUGAUAAUGAGUAAGCGCAUCACCAACGACGAGUUACUGGCCACAGGAUUUGUGAAUAAGACGUUUGAUGCGGGGAAUGUAAAGGAUGAAGGAUAUAGUGAUAGGUUUCUCGGAAAAGUGCUGGAAGAGGUGGAGGAGAGGCUGGGAGAUCACUUGAACAGGGAGAGCCUGGUGCAGAUCAAAGCGUUGAUUCAGAAGCCGAUGCGGGAGGCGCUGGAUAGACAGGUGGUCGAUGAGGUCAUGGGUGGGUUGAAGAGGUUUUUGAAGGGGGUGCCGCAAGAGGAGUUUAGGAAGUUGGCGGUGGGAGAGAAGAAGCAUAAGCUAUAGAUAUGUUUUCUUGUCAUUUUGUUGGGCCUCUGGAGGCUGAGAAGAUGGGAGUAGAUCCUCGUAGUCAAAAAGCAUCAAGUCAUUACUACUUGAUUCUUGCUACU
Messenger RNA from Bipolaris maydis ATCC 48331, 1229 nucleotides. Its product is annotated as ClpP/crotonase-like domain-containing protein. Gene Ontology annotation, biological process: fatty acid beta-oxidation. NCBI's taxonomy places the organism in Eukaryota, Fungi, Ascomycota, Dothideomycetes, Pleosporales, Pleosporaceae. Gene Ontology annotation, cellular component: peroxisomal matrix. The record is from RefSeq and is a predicted model, not a curated record.